AUAUAAAUUUGGUCGUAGUAAAAAAAAAAAAAAAGCAUAUAAAUUUCAGCUGGACUUCCGGUCGUAGAUCGUUGUCACUUUUCAUCAGCUGUGACGCAGAGGUUUGCUAACUGCUUAGAGAGACUCUGCAGUAAGCUAUCAUCAUGGCGGUGGAAAAGUCUGGAAUUGCCAAAGAUGUUGCAGAAUUGAUUGGCAACACCCCAUUAGUAUAUCUUAAUAAAGUUGUGGAUGGUUGUGUGGGCCGGAUAGCUGCCAAACUAGAAUCGAUGGAGCCAUGCUCUAGUGUUAAAGACAGGAUUGGUUAUAGCAUGAUAGCUGAUGCAGAGGAAAAGGGUCUUAUCACACCUGGAAAGAGUGUCCUCAUUGAAGUAACAAGUGGUAAUACUGGAAUUGGAUUAGCCUUCAUGGCAGCAGCAAAAGGUUACCAGCUUAUUAUUGUAAUGCCUGCUUCAAUGACUCUUGAAAGAAGAAUCGUUCUGAAGGCUUUAGGGGCUGAGUUGGUACUGACAGACCCUGAAAUUGGACUCAAAGGUGCAUUUCAGAAAGGUGAAGAUAUAUUGGCCAGCACACCUGAUGCCUAUAUGCUUAGACAGUUUGAAAACCCUGCCAAUCCCAAGAUACAUUAUGAAACCACUGGCCCAGAGAUUUGGAAAGGCACUGGAGGGAAAAUUGAUGCACUUGUAGCAGGGAUAGGUACUGGUGGUACAAUAACAGGUGCUGGGAAAUUUCUUAAAGAACAAAAUCCCAACAUUAAGUUGUAUGGCGUUGAACCUGCUGAAAGUCCCGUGCUCGCUGGAGGAAAGCCAGGUUCUCACAGGAUUCAAGGGAUUGGGGCUGGUUUUAUACCUGGGGUGCUUGAAGUCAGUCUUCUAGAUGACGUUGUUCAUGCAUCAACCAGUGAAGCUAUUGACACUGCAAAGCUUCUUGCACUUAAAGAAGGCCUAUUUGUGGGAUUAUCAUCUGGAGCUGCAGCAGCCGCUGCAAUUAAGGUAGCAAGAAGACCAGAAAAUUCUGGAAAGCUUAUUGUAGUGAUUUUUCCGAGUUGUGGUGAGAGAUACCUCUCAUCUGUGUUGUUCGAGUCAGUCAGACAGGAAGCUGAAAGCAUGACUUUUGAGUCAUAAAACUUUGUUGAAAUCAAGGCUUUGAAGCUACUCAAGUUUCUGAUCUUAGUGCAGAGCUAGUGACUCGCCUAGUAAGGUCGUGUUGUGAUUCUGAAAUAAUAGUUCGUAAAGAAAAUGUAGCCAAAGGCCCCAAAACUUUUGAAGAACCAUAUUUUGAUUGUCUUUGGCAGUUUGAGUCCGAAUAAUAUUAGUUGUAAUCUUGUUUUCUUCGAAAAGCAAGAAAAUAAACGUGCCCUCCUCCUCGCAAGAAAAAAGAGCAGCAAAAGAAAAUUGUGUAAUUCUUGAAUAUUAUUUAUGCAUCAUAAAGCCAAAAUGAAACUUA
Prosopis cineraria is the source of this 1443-nucleotide messenger RNA. RefSeq names its product cysteine synthase-like. The transcript is spliced from 11 exons. Gene Ontology annotation, cellular component: cytoplasm. Gene Ontology annotation, molecular function: cysteine synthase activity. The record is from RefSeq and is a predicted model, not a curated record. NCBI's taxonomy places the organism in Eukaryota, Viridiplantae, Streptophyta, Magnoliopsida, Fabales, Fabaceae. The coding region runs from base 144 to 1121 and encodes 325 amino acids.